Messenger RNA from Cynara cardunculus var. scolymus (artichoke), 2743 nucleotides. RefSeq lists its product as uncharacterized. NCBI's taxonomy places the organism in Eukaryota, Viridiplantae, Streptophyta, Magnoliopsida, Asterales, Asteraceae. The transcript has 11 exons. The record is from RefSeq and is a predicted model, not a curated record. The coding region runs from base 327 to 2645 and encodes 772 amino acids.
ACCAUCUUUAAGGGAAAACAAACACCCCACUUGUCUUCCAAAUCAAAUUUUCUUCUUCUGCAUAAACAAAUCAUUAUUGAAGCAAAAUCUUCUUUAAAUGAAUCUUGAAUAUUAAACUUCCUUUUUCUAGUAAGGAAAAUAAACAAAUAUGCAAUCAAAUUUCCCAAAAUCACCUCUACCCUUUUCUUUAAUCCCCAAACACCAGCACCAAGCUUUCUGUAAGAUUGUUUCCUGUGCCAACAAUUCUUCUUCUUCAGAGAACAAAAAUGGGUUCAAGCUUCUGGGCCAAUCUGUUGGUGAUAUUAAAUGGAGGCUAAAUUACUUUGAUGGCAGUGAGUUCGGUCCAAGAUGCCUUAAACAUGUGGGUAUCGAAAACAACAAACUUUUUGGGUGAAGUGACUUCUCCACUUGUCAAGAAUGUUCAAGAUAAAAACCAUACAAAAACGGGAGAUGCAUACGAGAACAGUGACAUGGACGAGUUCUUCAUGGCAGAGCAGACUAUUGAUAGCAGAACACCUAGUGGAAAUCUUUCUUUGGCUGCUAUUGUUUCCAUUGAGCAGUUUAGCAGGAUGAACGGAUUAACGGGGAAGAAAAUACAGAAAGUCUUUAAAGCACUCGUUCCUGAAUACGUGUCCAAUGAUGCUCGUAAUUUGGUCGAAUAUUGCUGCUUUAGGUUCUUGUCCAGAGAUAGUUCUGAAAUGCAUCCUUGCCUUAAGGAGCCAGCAUUCCAAAGACUAAUAUUUGUAACCAUGCUUGCAUGGGAACAUCCAUACACCAACAAAAAGGAAUCUUGGGAUAACAUGGGAGAGAAAGCUUCGUUUCAGGUUCACUUUUCUACGAAGCUUGUAGGAAGAGAGGCUUUUGUCCGCAUAGCUCCUGCUAUUUCCGGCCUAGCAGAUUGGACAACAGUGCAUAACCUUUUUAAGGCUCUUGCUGCUGGUCAGAAAAGCAUCUCGUUCCCUGUAUGGUCCAAAUAUAUCAGUGAACUUGUCAAAGUGUAUGAAGGAAGGAAAUCAUACCUUUCAAAAGGAACUCCUCAGAUUUCUGCAGAGAGAAUCUUAUGCCUUGGAUCUAGCAGAAAAAGACCCGUUCUUAAAUGGGAGAAUAACAUUGCAUGGCCUGGAAAACUAACGCUAACCGAAAAAGCCCUUUACUACGAGGCAAUUGGACUGAAGGGCCAAGAGGAUGUUAUUAGAAUGGAUCUUACAAAACUUGGUUCACGGGUAGAAAAAGCGAGGGUUGGCCCAUUUGGGUCGGAUCUUUUUGAUUCUGCUAUCUCCGUUACCUCUGGUCCAGAGUCUAAGCCAUGGGUGCUUGAAUUUGUUGAUUUUGGAGGCGAAAUGAGGCGAGAUGUGUGGUAUGCUUUCAUUAAGGAAGUCAUAUCUUUAUAUCAAUUCAUACGGGAUUUUGGGCCCAAAGAAGGCGAUCAAUCAGUUAAAAAUGUUUAUGGUGCUCAAAAGGGUAAUGCAAGGGCCACAGCUUAUGCCAUCAACGGCAUUGCGAGACUCCAAGCUCUUCAGUUCAGUCGAAAACUCUUGGAUGAGCCUUCUAAACUUGUCCCAUUUUCAUAUUUACAAAGUGCACCCUACGGCGAAAUUGUUUGUCAAACAAUGGCCGUAAAUUGUUGGGGUGGGCCAUUGACUACAAAACUUGCGGAAAUCGAGUCCGACUGUAAACCAGGCCAAGGAAUGUUGUCUUCUAACGAGGUAUCAGAAGUUUACGACCAUCAUGUAUAUGAUAUUGAUGGGGGUGUGUAUUUACAAAAGUGGAUGCGACACCCUUCAUGGACUUCUAGUGCUUCCUUCAGUUUUUGGAAGAAUAAUUCGGUGAAACAAUCACUUGUUUUGAAUAAAAAUCUUGUUGUUGCCGAUAAGACAUUGGUCGAAAAGGCGUCAACUACAUGUCGGGAUAAAUAUACGGAAGUCGAGAAGACGCAAGCCACAAUUGAUGCUGCCAUGAUCGAAGGAAUUCCCAGUAAUAUCGACCUUUUCAAGGAGCUUGUGCUUCCUUUGACGGUGAUCGCCAAGAACUUUGGAAAACUUCGACGUUGGGAAGAACCACACUUGACGGCAUCUUUUCUUGCAUUUGUAUAUGCACUCAUUUUCAGGAGAUUGUUGUUUUAUGUACUCCCUGUGAUGAUGACGGUUUUGGCAACGAGCAUGUUAGUAUUGAAGGGGCUCAAGGAGCAAGGCCGCCUCGGAAGAACGUUUGGCAAAGUUACCAUACGUGAUCAACCACCAUCUAACACAAUCGAGAAGAUCAUAGCCGUAAAAGAAGCCAUGCGAGAUGUGGAAAAGUAUAUGCAAAAUAUCAACGUUACGCUUCUAAAAAUCCGUACAAUUCUUCUUGCAGGCCAACCACAGAUAACAAUGGAAGUUGCUAUGGUGCUCUUGUUUGGUUCCGUCGUUCUCUUCACCGUACCUUUCAAGUACGUCCUUUCUCUUCUCAUACUCGAUCUCUUCACACAAGAACUUAAGCUCCGGAAAGAAAUGGUUGUGAAGUUCAUAAGCUUCUUAAAAUCCCGUUGGGACACCGUGCCUGCCGCCCCUGUUUCCGUGUUGCCCUUUGACUCUAACACCACCGAUGCCAAAAAGAAGGAAAAAGAAGACUUGCCAAAAUUAGAAAGAACUCGGAACAAGCAGUAGUACGUUGUAAUCCUUUAUCGUGUUUAAACUUUUUUCUCGAUAUUUUGUACAGACAUUUGUUCAUAGAUAUUGUACAGUUGACAUCAGGAUAUAAUUCA